AUGAGUAAUGCUAAAUCUGAUGGGGAGAAUCCAAAAUUUAUGAUGGGUGAUGAACCUGUGAGAUUUUAAAAUUAUGUUGGAGGAUAGGAUGAACAAUAAGUCCCAUAAUAGGAUCAAAAUUUAGAAUACUACAAUGAGUACCUGAGAUUAUACAUUGCAAAUGUAGUCUUAACAAAUCAAUUAAAAGAACUUUUGAAUGAGAAGAAUGAACUAGUCAAUAAAUUGAACAAAUUAGAACGUCGCAAUCAGGAGUUAAAUUCAAAUGUGGAAGAAACAGGAGAGGAGAGAAAGAAAAGAUUGAGGAGACCAGCCCAAGAAAUAGAAAGACACUUUACUUGUCCAGUUGAAAAUUGCCAAAAAAAAUACGGAGCUGAAGGUUCUCUUAAUUAACACAUCAAACUCAAACAUCCAGAAUUAGUAAAAGAUAGAGCAUUUUAUAAAUCAAAUGAAUAAUCAUAGUAAUAAGGAGAACCAGAAUCGUUAUCAGACCCAAAACAGGAGUAAAUUUAAUGA
Paramecium tetraurelia is the source of this 513-nucleotide messenger RNA. RefSeq lists its product as uncharacterized. The transcript has 6 exons. NCBI's taxonomy places the organism in Eukaryota, Ciliophora, Oligohymenophorea, Peniculida, Parameciidae. The record is from RefSeq and is a predicted model, not a curated record.